Messenger RNA from Xenopus tropicalis (tropical clawed frog), 4666 nucleotides. RefSeq names its product F-box protein 11 (gene fbxo11). Gene Ontology annotation, molecular function: zinc ion binding. The record is from RefSeq and is a predicted model, not a curated record. The transcript is spliced from 23 exons. Gene Ontology annotation, cellular component: chromosome; nucleus. Lineage: Eukaryota; Metazoa; Chordata; Amphibia; Anura; Pipidae. Bases 1399 to 4038 code for a protein of 879 amino acids.
GUAACUCCCCGGAGCAGAUAUGAAUGGGCCUCACAUCCGCACAAAGCAACAUAAACGCUCCCAUAAAGGCGAAUUUAUGUUGUCCCUCUGACUCUGCCAGUAACUUUUGGUUCUUUAAAGACAGUUCUGAUAUCAGAGGUAAAUGGUGAACCGCAUUCAAGUAGUAAACCCUACCAUGCUGACACAUCCUGAAGAAGGCACCCUAUGCACCGUAAACAGGGAUGACAACACAAGCCUUCUUCUUCUUCUAAUGGGCCGCUACAUAUUUAUAAGAGCAGGGGUGAAUAAUGCAAAGCUUGACCUAGGGUCUAUAAAGGACACCAGGGACCCCCUUUUGCAUCAGGAAACCCCCUCUCUUCCACUCACAGCUAUGUGGCAUAGCCUUUGUAGGGUCAGGGCAGGCUCCCCAACAGCGCCUGUAAUGGGGUUAUAUUUACACCUCUUGCCUCCAGUUUAAUAUGGCACUGGUUUGGAUGUCCUGGCUCUAAUGAAAUGUAAAAGGUUUGGCUUUCAGGGCCACUACAAUGACUUGGCCAUAUAAAGCUGUGCCUCCUGGUAAUUGCACUUACAAUAAAGCCUAAAGGAUUCAUUAGAAUGAGCAGUGUCCCCAUGAAACAUCUCAAAUGGCCCAUAGAAGAGUCCAACAUGGUCCCCUGGAGCACUAGCAAAGGUUCUUUCCCUGCAGUACAUCAUUAAAGUCCGUCACAGACAGCUAUAUCAACGCCCACAUACAGCCCUCACAGCACUUCUCUCUCAGCCUAAGAAUCUUCAAUUCAAUGGGGAAUUAGAACCCGCUGCUCCCCCUGGACAAUAGUCAUCAGAUGCUGGGAGUUGUAGUCCACUACAUUUGAAAAAGCCGCAGUGUGAAGACUCCCUCAGCGCAACUCCACCCUAGCCACCAUCUUCCCUCAGCAAAGGCAUAGCCGGCGAGGAAGAGACGCCGCUUCUGAUUGGCCCAGGCCGCGGGUUCUUGCAGUGUCGCUGGCUCUUAUUGGUGAAAAAGGAAUGUUGGCGUUGUGUCGUGAUUUGCGAUUGGUAGCAGUAAAGGAAAGGCAGUGACUACGCUUCUCCCCCCGCAUCAUUCCUCCUCCUCCCCCCGCUGUGUGACUGUGUCUCUGGCGGUGUCAAUGGCUCCUCCUGCCGCGGACAGACGGGGCUUACGGGAGGGGAUCUUAUCGGGGCUACUGUGAGAAGAGCUCCACGCUACCGGCUGUGAGAAGACGGGGAUUGAAGAAGGAGGAAGACUAACGACAAAGAAACGCAGGGAGGGGGCGGAGUUGUGAGCGGGUCGCGCAUUCACUCACUCCCCGCACCCGCUUGGCACCGACACAGGCGCACGGACAGGGCGAGCCCAACAACUAGGAGCCCGGUGUGCGGCCCUCAUCCGACAGUCAGCAAAUGAACUCGGUCAGAGCAGCGAACAGGAGACCCAGGCGAGUGUCGAGGCCGCGCCCGGUGCAGCCGGAUAGAAACAACGCCGGGGAACGGGAUGAAGUGCCUGCAGACAUGGUUGCAGAAGAAUCAGGUCCUGGUGCACAGAAUAGUCCAUAUCAACUCCGCAGAAAAACUCUUGUCCCCAAAAGAACCGCUUGUCCAGCAAAAAGCAGCAUGGAGGGUGCUUCUACUUCAGCAACUGAAAACUUUGGCCACAGAGCGAAACGUGCCAGGGUAUCUGGAAAAUCACAGGAUUUGCCUUCAGCUCCUGCAGAACAGUACCUUCAAGAGAAGCUUCCGGAUGAAGUGGUCCUAAAGAUCUUCUCCUACCUAUUGGAGCAGGAUCUCUGCAGAGCAGCUUGUGUUUGCAAACGCUUCAGUGAACUUGCUAAUGAUCCUAUUUUAUGGAAACGCUUAUACAUGGAAGUAUUUGAAUAUACACGUCCAAUGAUGCAUCCUGAACCAGGGAAGUUCUACCCAAUUAACCCUGAAGAAUAUGAACAUCCAAAUCCAUGGAAAGAAAGCUUUCAGCAAUUGUACAAAGGUGCGCAUGUUAAACCAGGCUUUGCAGAACACUUCUACAGUAAUCCUACAAGAUACAAAGGCAGAGAGAAUAUGUUGUAUUAUGAUACUAUCGAGGAUGCUCUUGGCGGUGUACAGGAAGCACAUUUUGACGGGCUAAUCUUUGUGCAUUCUGGCAUCUACACAGAUGAAUGGAUAUACAUUGAGUCCCCAAUAACCAUGAUUGGUGCAGCACCAGGAAAAGUAGCAGACAAGGUAAUUAUUGAGAAUACAAGAGAUUCCACAUUUGUAUUUAUGGAGGGAUCAGAGGAUGCCUAUGUUGGUUACAUGACAAUACGGUUUAACCCUGAUGAUAAAUCAGCCCAGCAUCAUAAUGCACAUCACUGCUUAGAGAUCACAGUAAACUGCAGCCCAGUCAUUGAUUUCUGUAUCAUUCGAAGUACUUGCACAGUUGGUUCUGCGGUAUGUGUCAGCGGCCAGGGUGCAUGUCCCACUAUCAAACAGUGUAACAUUAGCGACUGUGAGAAUGUAGGACUCUACAUCACCGACCACGCACAGGGGAUCUACGAGGACAAUGAGAUCUCCAAUAAUGCACUAGCUGGAAUAUGGGUUAAAAAUCAUGGCAACCCUAUUAUAAGAAGGAAUCACAUUCAUCAUGGGCGAGAUGUUGGUGUUUUCACAUUUGACCAUGGCAUGGGUUAUUUUGAAAGCUGCAACAUACACAGAAAUAGAAUAGCAGGUUUCGAGGUGAAAGCCUAUGCCAACCCCACAGUGGUGAGGUGUGAAAUCCACCACGGCCAGACCGGAGGAAUCUACGUCCAUGAAAAAGGGAGAGGACAGUUUUUAGAGAACAAAAUCUAUGCAAACAAUUUUGCCGGUGUAUGGAUUACCUCAAAUAGUGACCCAACUAUUAGGGGAAAUGCAAUUUUUAAUGGAAACCAAGGGGGAGUGUAUAUCUUUGGUGAUGGAAGAGGCCUUAUAGAAGAAAAUGACAUAUAUGGAAAUGCAUUAGCAGGAAUUCAGAUUCGUACAAACAGCUGCCCCAUUGUCAGACACAAUAAAAUUCACGAUGGACAGCAUGGUGGCAUCUAUGUGCAUGAAAAGGGACAGGGAGUAAUUGAAGAAAAUGAAGUAUACAGUAACACAUUGGCUGGCGUUUGGGUGACAACUGGAAGUACGCCUGUGUUAAGGCGGAACAGAAUACACAGCGGAAAGCAGGUCGGAGUGUACUUUUAUGACAAUGGCCACGGUGUCCUAGAAGACAACGACAUCUAUAAUCACAUGUAUUCUGGAGUUCAGAUAAGAACUGGAAGCAACCCUAAAAUAAGGCGGAAUAAAAUCUGGGGAGGACAGAAUGGCGGUAUACUUGUAUAUAAUUCUGGGCUUGGAUUUAUAGAAGACAAUGAAAUAUUUGAUAAUGCAAUGGCCGGCGUCUGGAUCAAAACAGACAGCAACCCAACCUUACGGAGAAAUAAAAUCCAUGAUGGAAGAGAUGGAGGAAUCUGUAUAUUUAAUGGAGGCAGAGGACUCCUUGAAGAGAACGACAUCUUCCGAAACGCCCAAGCUGGUGUUCUUAUCAGCACCAACAGUCACCCAAUUUUAAGGAAAAAUCGAAUAUUUGAUGGAUUUGCAGCAGGUAUUGAGAUUACAAAUCACGCCACAGCAACACUUGAAGGAAAUCAGAUCUUCAACAAUCGUUUUGGAGGGUUAUUUCUAGCAUCUGGUGUCAACGUUACCAUGAAAGAUAAUAAAAUAUCCAACAAUCAAGAUGCCAUAGAGAAAGCAGUCAGUAGAGGCCAGUGUUUAUAUAAGAUAUCAAGUUAUACCAGCUAUCCAAUGCAUGACUUCUACAGAUGUCACACCUGCAACACCACAGACCGCAAUGCCAUCUGUGUCAACUGCAUCAAGAAGUGCCACCAAGGGCACGACGUAGAGUUUAUUAGACAUGAUAGGUUUUUCUGUGACUGUGGGGCCGGAACACUGUCCAAUCCGUGUACAUUAGCCGGAGAGCCAACCCAUGAUACAGAUACACUAUAUGACUCUGCUCCACCUAUAGAAUCAAAUACUUUGCAACACAACUGAAUGAACUCCUUUUUGAUGGGAAAGUCCUGCCAUUCUAACCCGUAAAGACUUUUUCUUUGGAGAAAUUGAAAAUUGCCCAUUUGUGCGAGACUUUGAUGUUGAGAUUCUGAAUUUCAACAUGCCAAAAACAAGAGGAAGAGAUGGACGAGGCAAUAUAUUGACUCAGGAUUAAAAAAAAAGGAAGGAAUGGGCUUUUUGUUUUUUUUUUUUAACAUUACUCUGCUAAAGAUGUGCAAGAUGGACAGAAGAAAAGAGAAAUAAGCUACAGUUGUGUACAGGCGCCACCCACUGGUGUUGUUGCGAGUAGCAGCGAGAAAGGCAGUCAAUUGGCAGUCGUACUACAGAUGGGCAGUCAGUGCUGCCUUUAUGGACAUGGGUACCAAUUGCUUUUGUAACAUGGUUAAAUGUGAGCUAGCACUUCUCCAAUUUCUUUUGAUUUUUUUUUUUUAACAUUUAUUCAGAUUGAGAUAUUUUAAUGCUUUAAUCUCAUGUAGUUUUUUUUUAUUUCAAGCAAAACUUUAUUGUACUUGAAUGCGUCCUGUUAGCACACCAUAGACUUGCUGUAAAUUGUACUCAUGUCCCCAGUAUCUACGUUCUUUCUAUGAAAGAGAAAAACACUAAUCUUUAA